AUGGGACUUUGUGCAAGUGCUUGUAUCUCAGACCGGACAACUGAAUUAGAAACAAUUCAUAAUGAAGAAUUAAUUAGCUCAGUGCUUGGAGUCCGCACCAACACUGACACAAAAAUCGAAGAAUUUUACAGUUUUACAGGCCAGACAAUCCCUUCAGACCUCGGCGUCAUAAGAAAAGCCAUCUCAAAGCUCAACUCAGCCCAAAAAGUUUCUAUAAGAAGCGUAUACAAAAAGAACCCAGAAGAAAACAUGGUUUUGCUCAAAAACGAAAUUAAUGUUCUCAGUAUUCUAGAUCAUCCCAAUAUAGUGAAAAUAUUCGAAGUUUUUGAAGACGAAAAUGUCUUCCACAUUGUAAUGGAGGAUUGUGAAGACUAUGGACUUUUAGAUAUCAUAAGGGAAAGAAAUAAAUUAAAAGAAGAUGAAGCUGCAAGGAUUAUUAAACAAGUCUUGCAAGCACUUGAUUACUUGCAUAGCAAAGAAUGACUCCAUGUCAAAUGACAGUGGAUUUUUGAUAGUAUACAUUUAAUUGGUCGAAAGUUUUAAAAUAUUGUGACAUUUGGUCGAAAUUUAACGGUUUUUUUCGUCUCACUUAAAAAAUAUCAACCAAUUUUCGACCAAAUGUACUUCGGUGAAAUGAAUGCUAUUAAAUAAUUGGACCCGCAAAGAAUAUGCACAUUUAAAAAUCAACCUGGACAAUAUAAAGCUGGUGGAUAACCAAGUUAAGAUUGUGGAUUUUACCAGAGCAGAAAUCAUAAAGCCACAUAAUAAAAGAAAAAUUAGUCAGUAUAAUGGAAUGCAACAUUUUGUGUCGCCUGAAAUUUUUGAUGGGAAUUUUGGGACGAAAAGUGACUCUUGGGCUGCAGGGGUGGUUGCUUAUUAUUUACUUCAUGGAGUUUUACCAUUUGAUGGGAACAGACAGCCAGAAAUUUCAAAGAAAAUUAUAGAUGGCAGAUACAAGAAAAGAAAAAACGAAAUAAGUUCUCUUGCAUUUGAUUUUAUAUCAAAUCUCCUUGUAGUCGACCCACAGCAGAGAUUCAGCGUCAAAGAUGCGUUAAAUCAUGCAUGGCUGAGGGAAGCUUUCCUUAAUAUCAAUUAA
Molecule: messenger RNA, 1096 nt
Organism: Blepharisma stoltei
Lineage: Eukaryota; Ciliophora; Heterotrichea; Heterotrichida; Blepharismidae
Source: the annotation of a GenBank genome assembly